GACUUUUUGUCUUCAAAAAACCGUUUGUUUACGUUCUCCUGCGAGCGGUUAAAAAAUGGGUAAAAGUGAGAAAAAAUCAAAGAAAAAGCACAAGGAAAAGCGGAGGGAGCACAAGGAGAAGCACAAGUCGCGGAAAUCCAAGAAGCACAGCCGGAAAAAGGAGGAAUCCCCUCCGCCAGCGCCGCCACCUCAGAAUGGCACCCAAAAUCAGCAGGAGGAGGAGGAGGAGGACUUUGCCAUACCAAUAGCACUGAUGAACAGCAAGUCGCAUGCACCGGAGACUCCCGAGGAGUACCAGCGCCGCCAGAGCCAAAUCCGCCGGGAGGUCGAUCCGGUCACCGGGCGGGUGCGCCUCAUCAAGGGCGACAGCGAGGUGCUGGAGGAGAUCGUGACCAAGGAGCGCCACGCGGAGAUCAACAAGAAGGCCACCCGCGGCGACGGCGAGUUCUACGAGGCCCGAUCUCUGGACGCCGCCAGGCGACGCAAAUAGCAAAUAACCAAAUAAAUUCUUGUCUUUGUAGUAAUAAUUAAUAACUGUCAGUUUAAUUAAACAAAGGGCUAGCUAGCGAUCUAUAUGUACACGCGAAA
Messenger RNA from Drosophila takahashii, 588 nucleotides. RefSeq names its product ADP-ribosylation factor-like protein 6-interacting protein 4. The record is from RefSeq and is a predicted model, not a curated record. Lineage: Eukaryota; Metazoa; Arthropoda; Insecta; Diptera; Drosophilidae.